Malus domestica (apple) is the source of this 1539-nucleotide messenger RNA. Lineage: Eukaryota; Viridiplantae; Streptophyta; Magnoliopsida; Rosales; Rosaceae. The record is from RefSeq and is a predicted model, not a curated record.
ACCAGUGAUAAUUACAAACACACGAAACACCUUUGACCAAACGAAUGAAACAAGAGGCAAAAAUGCAUCUACUCUUUCGGCGCUCAGCAAAAACCGCCAGAGCCGCCACUCGCUACCUCGCGCUCCCGCCAAAAACCCCAUCCUCUUCCUCCUCCUUCUUCCACUCCUCCCAACCCCGUCACCAAACGCCCGAUAUCGGCUCUCCUUCCAGAGUCCAAAAGCUCAUCGCCUCCCAAUCCGACCCUCUCCUCGCCAAAGAAAUCUUCGACUACGCCGCCCGCCACCCAAAUUUCCGCCACUCCUACGCCUCCUACUUCACUAUCAUUCUCAAGCUCGGUCGGUCCAAGUACUUCUCCCUCGUCGACGACCUCCUCCUCCGCCUCAAGUCCCAAAACUACACCGUCUCCCCCGCCCUCUUUUCCCACCUGAUCAAAAUCUACGGCGAAGCCAAUCUGCCCCAGAAAGCCCUCCGAGUGUUCUAUACCAUGAUGGAGUUCGAUUGCAGGCCUUCCGUCAAACACCUGAACCGCAUUCUUCAGAUUCUCGUUUCUCACCGGAACUUUCUCCGGCCGGCGUUCGACGUCUUCAAAGACGCUCACCGUCACGGGGUGAUGCCCAAUACGGAAUCCUACAAUAUACUGAUGCGUGCAUUUUGUUUGAACGGGGAUAUCAGCAUUGCCUACCAACUGUUCAACAAAAUGUUUGAGAGAGACCUUGUGCCGGAUGUGCAUUCGUAUCGGAUUCUGAUGCAGGGGUUGUGUAGGAAGGGGCAGGUGAAUACCGCGGUCGAUUUCUUGGAGGAUAUGCUGAACAAAGGGUUCGUGCCCGAUACGCUGAGCUACACCACUUUGUUGAAUAGUUUGUGUAGGAAGAAGCAGCUUCGUGAGGCGUAUAAGCUACUUUGUAGGAUGAAGGUGAAGGGGUGCAAUCCUGAUAUUGUGCAUUAUAACACUGUUAUAUUGGGAUUAUGUCGAGAAGGGCGCCCGGCGGAUGCUUGUAAAGUUCUCGAGGAUAUGGCAUCGAAUGGGUGCUUGCCAAAUUUGGUAUCUUAUCGGACUUUGGUUAGCGGGUUAUGCGAUCAUGGGAUGCUUGAUGAGGCUAAGAGUUAUAUGGAGACAAUGGUGUCAAAGGGGUUCUCACCGCAUUUCUCGGUCAUUCAUGCUUUGGUUAAGGGGUUCUGCAAUGUGGGUAGGGUUGAGGAAGCUUGUGGAGUUUUGGAGGAGGUGUUAAAGCACGGAGAGGUUCCUCAUACGGAUACUUGGAUUACGGUGGUUCCUGGGAUAUGCGAAGAGAUUGAGCUGGUGAGAAUGGAGGAAAUGCUGAGAGAGGUAAUGAAGGUGGAAAUUAGGCCAAACACUAGAAUUGUGGAGGCAGCGUUUGGUUUGGAGGAUUACUUGAUCAAGAAGAUACAGGCUAAGCCUAGGAGAGGUUAUUAAAUUCUUUACGGCAUGUGUUCCUGGUUUUUAUAACUCCCUGUAGGCUCUGGCAUGAGAGAUCUGUUAGAUUUUGGUCAAGCUACUAGCUCCACUUUCAGUAUUU